This is a messenger RNA of Recurvomyces mirabilis, 813 nucleotides long. RefSeq lists its product as uncharacterized. Gene Ontology annotation, biological process: spliceosomal snRNP assembly; mRNA cis splicing, via spliceosome. NCBI's taxonomy places the organism in Eukaryota, Fungi, Ascomycota, Dothideomycetes, Mycosphaerellales, Teratosphaeriaceae. The coding region runs from base 1 to 813 and encodes 270 amino acids. The transcript has a single exon. The record is from RefSeq and is a predicted model, not a curated record. Gene Ontology annotation, cellular component: pICln-Sm protein complex; cytosol; spliceosomal complex.
AUGGCAUAUGAAACGAUCAGGAUUGCGCCGCGUGCGAAUGACUUCACAGAACUCUCAGCACACCAAGAACAAACACCUGGCACAUUUUUUGGUGGUCGAGCAGUGCUGCAUCUGCAAUGCGCGAACUCCAAGCUGCGUAUUGCACGGGACGAGCUAGCUACACAAGCAGACUUCGCUGCACUAGGAGACAACACGAAUGAUGACGAACUGGAUGUGGAGAUCGCCAGCAUCGACGUUUGGGUCGCGACGCGACACCUCACGCUUUGGUCGACAGCGAAGAACACGGGCAUCCAACUCCCAUACACAACCAUCACCCUUCACGCCCAAGACCGGGAUGCCGUACUCCUUCAGCUCAGCCUCUCCGACGCCAACAUGACCGCCGACGAGGACCUUGAAUCCCUUACACUACGUAUCGUGCCAAACGCGGCAGGGAUGAGCGAGACCACAACUUCGGUCGAGCAAGAGCACCCGAACGGCAACGGACGCGCUACAUCACCUGAACAACGUCUAUACGAAGCUAUAUCCGCCUGCCAAGAGCUCAAUCCAGAUCCGAAUCCGGAAGGAUCAGAUGAGGAAGGAGCGUUUGAUGAGAUGGCACCGGGGGCUAGUGGGUGGAUUACUAGCGAGAAUAUGGGUGACCUUAUGGACGAGGAUGGGAACUUUCGCAUGCCGGAGGGUAUGACAGUGGUUGAAGGAGCAGAGGAUGAGGAGAUUGUGCCGUUGGGAGCAGGUGCCGGUACUAGAAGAACGGCCGCCGAUCUUGAUGCGGAGGACGGCGAUCAGGAUGAUGGGAAAUGGCAGAGGACGGGAUGA